Messenger RNA from Spirometra erinaceieuropaei, 12963 nucleotides. NCBI's taxonomy places the organism in Eukaryota, Metazoa, Platyhelminthes, Cestoda, Diphyllobothriidea, Diphyllobothriidae. The record is from the annotation of a GenBank genome assembly.
AUGAAUGCCAGAUUAGCGAAUAGUGAUUCUGCCCUGGACCUUUCCGUCCUUAGCGACACAUCACCAUCAUAUUCGCUCCCGCCCCCUCCAGCACCUCAUCCAACCAUCGUGAGCCAAUUGGCUCCAGACGUGCUGGCCCUGCCUGCUAGCGUCAUUACUUUGCCGGGCUCAGAUAAGGUGCCCUUCCAUCUUUCAGCCUCAGGUAUGCCACCUUUCCCAUCCCCUCAGCUAGCUUGUCGCCUUUUCGCGACACGUUUAUGUAGGCCAUCUUGUUUUGGCAAACUUCACCACUGAGCGCGUCAACGGCAGCCUCGUGUUUAGGCAGUCGCCGCUCACACUGGAUCAGGUAUGUCCUAUCGCCGCCCUCUCCCAGCAAGUCUCUGUAGACCACCGAUUGUUCUGUUAGGUACACCGGCCGUACCUCUUCCAUCUCGCCGCCGUUCAUCAACACUUCUGCCUCGGAGUCUGAGUCAGUAGCUCAUGGCGGGGACUUGUUGAGCCAGCCCGUCCAUUUGUUGCUCAAGAAAGUCCGAGCUAGAGACGGCGACCAGGCACCAUUGUGUGUGGAAGGGCACAAUCUAUCAGAACUCGUCGCCUUUGCCGAAAGGCUUCGCCAUUUUCGUCGUAAAAUGGCCCUCUCACAAAGUCAAUUGUGUCAGCAACUUUCAUCUUGCUUUUCCGACCAACUGCGCUUCAGUCAGAGUUUCAUAUGCAGGUACGAGGCUGUGGAACUGGGUUCUGGUUCUCUAAACGUUUACAUUUUGUAAACUACACAAGUAUUUAACAUUCGGCCCUGUUGAUCCACUCCGCUUCCUUUCAGGUUUGAGAAGAUGCAUGUAACGCUGAGGACAGCCCUAAAUUCCCAGCCCUACCUUCGACGAUGGCUGGAACGCGCGGAGCUUCAGGCAGGCUCCAAUCUCCUCAUCGCCUCCGACCGAAAAGCUGUAGGGAAGUCUCGCUGUUCCGCUGAUGCACGUGUUGGACUCUCUUCUAAUACCGUCCCUGCCGCUCCACGGCCCACAACAUCAAUCGCGCAGGUAUACAACAUGCCAGUAUAGUGUUAUACACACACAUGCACAUGGCCGGUAACGUUAUUCAUCAUAUGUACUUAUGUUUUUAAGGCAAACACGUUAUUUGGGAAAAUUAGAAAACUUGAUCAAUUAAAUUUCCAACGCUGGCUUCCCAGAUUGUCGUCAGACUUGAGGAAAUGUGCAAAAAACAAUUAACAUUUCAAACGUGCUGAAAAAUCGAUGUUAAUUUGGCGUUUGCGCCGGUAAGCGGCCGCCGUGUGCGUCAUUCUGUAUUGACUGACUCUCUCCUUUCAUCAUAUCAUCUCGGAAUGCAUACUACUUCAGUUAUUCAAUGGUGUCACCAGCUCGAAAAUUCACGAGCACAACUCGACUUUUCCGAAGAACCUCUUCUAUUUUUCAUUAUAUCACCUCGGAAUGCAUACCCCCUCUGAGCUACUGCCUGCGAGGAUUUAAGUAUGAGCCCCAAGGCACAACAGAACGAGCAUGUUCUGUAACCUGAUCGGUGAGCGCCCAUCUGUCAUUAUAUAUAUAUAUAUAUAUAAUGGUAGGGGGCGCUCACCGAUCGUUCAUACGGAACUCACUCGUUCCGUUGUGCCUUAUGGACUCUCUCUCUCGAGCCCAACCAGCAGCCGCACAGCGGCGCAUGAUAUAUAGGCAGAAUGGUAUUGCCGACAAAGACAAGGGAGACUGGAAUGGCCAUUUCUGGCUUAUUAGCCGUCGUCAGCCAGCCACACCCAAGCCCGAAGUGUGGAACACCCGAGCCUCGAACUCGCGACCUGUUGGUUUAGAAGUCAACGCCUCUACUCACCGGGCCACGAGCCCGUUGCCUUGUCGGUUUUCGAUCGGGAAUAUACAGUGGUAGGGGGCGCUCACCGAUCGUAUACAGUGGUAGGGGGCGCUCACCGAUCGGUGAGCGCCCCCUACCACAAUAUAUAUAUAUAUAUAUAUAUAUAUAUACCAUACCCUACCAUAUGUAUAUAUAUAUAUAUGAAAAAUAGAAGAGGUUCUUCGGAAAAGUCGAGUUGUACGCGUGAAUUUUCGAGCUGGUGACACCAACCCGUCGUCAGACGAAAUGAAAAACGAGGGAGAAAGUUAGGUUGUCACAGUAGACCAGUUGGACAGAACAGACCACUGACGUGUGAGGAAGGGGGUGUGGGCUCCCGAGGUCAUGGUAGGUCACUGAGUGAGGGGCGGGGAAGGGCGAGGAGGCGGAACAAUUACGGCGCACCGUGCUGGAGGGGGAGGGUGGGUGGUGAAUCUGUUGGAAUGCGGGCGGUUGCAUUCGCGGUCGUUGAUGCGUGAUUAGGGCAGGGGGCAGUCAUUCGUGAACGUAGACCCUCGUAAUGGGCAUCUAAGUCAACGUGGCGGUUGAUACUACCCGCAUUGGAGUACCAAGCCUCGAGAAAUUCCCUCGCUCGCUUUGUGUUAGCCAUGGCGAUGACCUCAGUGCCAUCCCAAUUGAAUCGGUGGUUGUACUCGAGUGCAUGGGCAAAGACGAGGGACAGGGGGUCUCGCCGACGGAUAGCUAGUUUGUGUUCGUUGAUACGGGUGCCCAGGCAUCAACCUGUGUGGCCAACAUGCAAGAGCAAUUAGCACACGGGAUGCGAUAAAUUACAUUCGUUUGUUGCUCUUUGGGGAUGGGAUCCUUCACUCGAGAUAGUGCUGCGCGUAGUGAAGAUGCCGGUUUGUGGGCAGCGUGAAUACCCAAGCGGCUGAACUGCCGGGCGAUUAUUUCGGAAGUUCCACGCAUAUAUGGCAAGGAGUAGAAUUUUCGCGUCACUAUCCCUCCGUUGGGGGUGGGGUCUUGCGACUGCUUCUGGUGCCUGAGACAGUUCUUUACAAAACUGAUCGGAUAUCCGUUAGAGCGGAAUAACCGAUACAGGUGAGCAAGCUCUUUGUUCAGGAGAUCGUUGCUGUUACAAUAACGGUAGGCCCGGUGGAACAGAGUUCGGACGCAGCUUCUUUUGUGGGCUGCAGGGUGGUUGCUUCCAUAGUUGAGGAUAGUCUCGGAGUUAGAGUCUUUCCUAUGCACGCUUGUUGCCAUGCUACCAUCGCUCAACUUCUGUAUUCUCACGUCCACAAACGGCAAGCUGUCUCCAAUUGUCUCUUCUCGGGUAAACUGUAUGGCUGGAAAGACGUCAUUCAGUCUCUGGUGAAGACGUUCGACUUCGCCCUUCUUUAUCAUGGCAAAGGUGUCGUUAACGUAACGAAGCUAUAGUUUAGGCUUGAUAGUUUGGAAAACUAUCUCUUCUAGUCGCUGCAAAACUAGCUCGGCGAACAGUCCUGAUAUUGGUGAGCCCAUCGGGGUUCCCUUUACCUGUUGAUAGUACCUAUUAUCAAAUUGACAAUAGUUCCUAAGGCAAAAAUUUAGCAGUUCUAUAACCUGCUGCGUUGGGUUACUCAUUCAAUCGCCAAAUCGUGUUGUAUGGAAGAAAACAAGGCACGUGAUGACAAAAGUGUCAUCGACGUACCUGACCCAGAACUUCGGGGAGUACGAGCUGAAGACCAGCCACUUGAGACUCUGCAAAACCGCUUCGGCAACUAAUCCAAGCAGAGGGGAGCCCAUCGUUGUCCCCUUCUUCUGUUCGUAAACCUGACAGUUAAGUGUGAAGAAAGUUUUAAGACACAGUUCCAGGAGCUCGAUGAUGUGCACUCGCUUGAGGUGCUGGUCGGUUUCAUCUUACUUUUCUCGGAGAAGACUGUCGACAGUGCUGAUAGCCAUACCGGGCGUAAUAGAGGUGAACAACGAGACCACGUCAAACGACACCGUUACUUCGUCAGUCUCCACUUCUUGAUGUUGGAUCCGAGUCAAAAACUCUUCAGCAGACUUCAUUUAUGGUAGGAUUACGUUCACUGGCCGGGUCACGGGACAAGCUGGCCCCAUUGCGCUUGGGUGCUUAAUCUAUAGCCUCGUGUGUGGUAGCAUAACGGCUAAUAAUUAUGCAAGGGAAUCCCUGCAAUUUAGAAGCCACGCGCCGCGCCCUCCGUUGUUACUUAACACUGGGGAAACGGACGUUUUUUUUCAAUGGGAGGCAUAAUUUUUUAUAGAUUGAUAUUUCGUAUUUCCUUUUACCGAAAACCAGACAUUCAGAAGACGGGUACCACUACAAGUAAGUUAAGGCUUCAUUUAAACGCACAGAGCAGCGGAGAGGUUCGCCAAAAGGGAGUAAUAUUGUUAAAUAUUAGCAAAUACAGAAUAUCAGCACUCGGUUGAUCGUCCUUGGGCAUGUAAUGCACUAGUCGUUCUGUCAGGCAAACAUCAAAAGUGUCUGUGGUCGGCAUUUUCUCGCUUUGAGAAGCUCAUUUUUGCGUUGCGCCUGUUUCUUUUGAUAAGUGCGGAAACCUUUUCAGUUGGAUUGAGGUUGGGACUGCUGGCAUGAAUGAGAAUGGUUUGAAGGCUGCUGGUGGGGAGACUAUCUGUUGUGCAUUAAGUUAGGUUAUAGUCGUAGACGUUAUCACAUUCCUGCAGCUGGCAUUAAGGAAGGGCAUCCAAACAGAAUUGACUUGCUUAUGCGUAAAACACAGAAACGUGUUGCACAUUGAUACAUUCGAGAAACUUGGGUUUUUUGUAUGGAAAUGACCUUGCUUACAAUGCAAUUGUUAAAGGUUUAGUGUUCAAGAAGAAUUGCAGUGAAGGACGACGUUUCGGUUUGCAGAGAAAUUACUCUGAGACAAAGAGAAUAACAAUUUUAUUCUGUCGCCCGCGCACUAACAGCUUUUUCCACGACAAGACAUUCAAAUGUGCGUCCGUUUUGCCAUGGCUAUGUGACUGUCCUAGAAAAGGUGUCCCUCUUGACGCCGCAUAUAUUCCUACUUGAGUUGCAUCACUCAUCGUCCUCAGAACAUUUGCACGAUUCUGCCAUUGCGUUUGUACGUUAAAAUCGCAAAAUGAACUGUCAACAAUCCCGCGCUUUAGAUUAAUUCCUUUUUAGGCAGAACUACGACCACAACUUUAAAACUAGUGAUCAGCCUUCCACUACCGUACACAGACUUCACAGUAAUGCCAGCUGAACUGCUCACGGCACUUCGUCAAGUUAGAAAUGCGCCUUAAUGGAACUUUUAUGUUCAUGAGCCACACUAGUCGGAUGCUUUAUUCCAGCGCAUAUCAAAUCACAUCUCUUUUGGGCGGUUUAUGGGGGCAUUACCCUGCAAAGUUAUUGUGUCUGCAGUUGAUCGCUAGAUCGGCCGCCAUGCAAGCUUUCUGGCCACUCAGACCAUCAGGCGUCGAAAGUUCUUGAAAGUUGUAAUUGACACGGUGCGUCCUCGUGGGAGAUUCUUCCCACCCGGACCCCCUCCAUAGGCAUGUCUAAAAAUAAGACCUCAUGACAGAAGUAAACACACAUCGAGGAUGAAGGUUGAUGACCAACGUAGUCAUUAGCAAAUAGAAACAUUCUUCAGUCAGUCGCUUACAUAACAACAGCGUUAUCACGACCUUUUGCAGAUGAAAUCCAGAUUCCUUCAGACUUUCCCUGAUUGUACUGCGAGUGAGCAUUAGCAGGUGCUUUCCAUGAAUGGUCUUAACUAAUGAUAAGAUGAGUGAGCAUGCCGGAACGAGUUUAUUUUUAAUUAAUAGCUGAUCGUUUCACGUUAUUUUGGACGCGAGGGCUUCGGUUCAUCGGUGAUCCUCCAGCCUUCGCGUGUGGCAUCACGUGUCUUAAUUUUAAAGUUGUAAUUGCGCCUGAAAUAAAUCUUCAGACUUUGGCUAAGGUCUUUCGCACACGGUUUUUUAGGUGCGGCUCAGGAUUUCAUGCGACCUGUUAUUCAAUUCAGUAGAGUAACGAUGUAACGUUCACACCUGCCGAAAUGCCUUCACGUAGUGCAUUUGACGUACACUAAGAAUCGCCUUGCCACAUUCCGAUCACAAGUGCAAGGUACUGCUAUAUACUAGCAAACUGGCAGAUGUGAACGUUGCGCUUUUACCCUGCUGAACUUAUUACGUCCAGCUUAAAAAGUCGUACGGCGGUAAUUAUUAUGUGCUCAUCCCUUAGUUUCAGGCCAAGUAUAAUCAAUAGGUGUUCUGGCAGAUUCUUUAGUAAUUUAUUUUGACUCAUCUGUGAAAAACUCGGUGGGACCUCGUAGCUCAUGUGGCUCGAGCGUGGACUAUACCAAAGCCUUCCCCUUGCCGUCGUGGGUUCGAAUCCCACCGAGGUCACCUUGUCUUUCACAGUUGGGUCAAAUUAAAGUGUAAUCAGUUUGCGUUUUGCCUGACAUGUCGGCAGCUCGGCCCACUAACUUUUUUCGAAGACGCGAAAGCGUAAAAAUCGUUCAAUUGCCAGUGUGGGUUCCUCAGUUUUCAUCUCACUAGCUACGCUGAUUGCACAGACUAAUACUUGAGUCGGAAUAUUAUCCGCGCAGUUAGGAUAUCCUUGCGAGCACAGGUGCAUCCGCCUCUGUCGCAGUUAUCGAUCUAGAUAAUUAGCAUAGCCAGCAAAAAGGUAAUCGCCAGAGGAUCAACGUGGCCUGCCUUAUUGCAUCCCAGUGAUUUUGGGUCGUCUCAGUGUCCAAAGACAGACAACUUAUCCAAAACAUCAGACCGAAAGCAAGCUUGUCCCAGCAAACCCCACCUUCUUCCCAGGCUCAAAACUAUUGGGCAUGACUGUCUUAUAGCAGCCUGCAAACUUAAGCCAACAGCUCUAACUCUCUUUGCCCCUCUUAAUAUACAAUUUUCGCGAAUCCUUAUUCUCCCCCCACUCGCCAGCCCUUUUCAGCAUCUGAUGGCUCCUCAUGUGCAUCAGUUAUGGAGACUGCCUUGCUGGAUCUGCGGGACCACCAAAACCGAGGGUUAGACGUAAGUCGCUCUAUGCCCGAAGCUAACUACGAGGUUCGCCCGGCGGAUCCGCAGCAACAGCCAACUUCGAACACCAACACUGAUGAGCUGGAAGAUGUUUCCUCUCUCCCGGUCAGGAGGAGGAGAAAAACGCGCACCUUCUUUUCAGUGGACGCCGUUCGCCGUUUGAAUGCCCACUUUGACCGAAACCCUAUACCUAGGGGUAAGGCAUCUUAUCAUGUCGCUCGUGCUGUCUACUUAUACGGACAUAGUAGUCUCUUUUAUGUCUAUUUUAUUUCUACCAGGCUCUGAACUCACCAAGCUGGCUUCUGAAUUAGGCUACGAGCGCGAGAGCGUGCGAAUGUGGUUUUGCAACCGUCGCCAGCUGGAAACUAGUCCAAGUAAGAGACCUAAAAAGCAGACAACAUACCUGUCUGCUCCCAACAGCUGACAUCUGUCUGGACUUGCGCGCUACUGUCCUUUCUGCCCCGUCUUUCACCCACCUUAUGCAUUUCUGUGUUUGUCAGUUUACGAGCAGCCUUUCCAUGUAAUCCUAAACAAACGACGACGUGUGAUCUUUCUUGUCUUUGGUUCUGAAUUAUGCGACUGCCAUUAAGCUCGAGUCAAUUAUUAAAUAUGUGGUCGACCUAUAUCAUUUCUAAUUUUCAAAAAUAUCACCUGACAAACUGUCCGCUUGGUUGUAAGCCUAGGUUGCGCCUAUUGUGGGAGGAUUGUGAAACUGCCUUUUAGCGCUCUCGCAUUCCCUUUAUAAGCUCUGUUGUGCAUAUCAAAACGCCUGAGUUCUGUACCCCCCGAAUACGCACGCCCUUCAAGUGGGCUUGUCUCCCUCGAAUUUUAAUCUCCCUAGGGAUUGUGCUUUUAUCUCAGCUCCACUGCUGCGAUGAAAUUAUGCCUGGUAGUUAACUACAACAAGGGAUUUCUCACAUGGAAGUGUCACAUUUGAAAGCUCAAGAGACCAAGGCACGUACCUAACCAGACUGACCACAUGAUACGCAACGCUUUAUUUCUGCUGAAGGAUAAGUACCCACAAAUCCCAUCAUGUAUGGCGGGGAAUUAAUGGUGCUUGACCAUCAUAAUGGCGUCGAGAUUGUGCAUUCCUGCAGCGAUGGGAGCUUUCACAACAGACAAGCUGUACUGCUGCAAAGUAGUGCGCUUGUAUAGCCCUUGACUCCCCACUCAUUCUGGCCGAGGCUUAAGGGAGCUACCUGGUAACUUAAGUUCGUGCUCGCGCUUUUUGGCAGGCUUUCCUGGGUUGGUAACGUUUCGUAGCCUGUCGUAUGACUGUUUAUUAUUACUGGCGGGAGCUCGUGGGUGUUGAGCUAAGAAUGUCUGGUUUCGUGGACGGAUUCCUGACGGGAGAGGCGUUCGCGCCCUCCAUGGUAGAACAGUUGAGUGCAGUUCUUCGAUUUAGAAUUAAAUCCUCCCAGUUACUCCUUCGUGAGCUUUUCCAUAAUAAGUUCCCCAGGAAAAUCUUUAAGAUCUCAAGCACACUAAGGGGAGGUUAGUGCCGUAAAAGUUUUUGAAUGGUAGGCUACUUUUUGGUUGCUCUGUCUCCGUAGGAGGGUCUUGUUUGACCACAAAGAACACAACUACCACUUUGUUAACUGGAAGAUCUCAGGUAGGUAUGCCUUUUAUGUGCUAAAAUAACUUGUGAGAAAUGACAAUAAAGAAUGGCGCCGCCACUUGUGGCUUAUUAGUUCCUUCUCAUAUGACUGGUAUCAUUAGUCCGGACAUAUCAGUUCUUUGUCGGAAAAUAGGUCCACGUACAUCAACCCCAGCUCGUUUGCUGCUAGUUCUUUCGCUUGUCCUUUUUGAAUAAAGCACGAGGAUAGGUAACUUGAGCGAAGGCGGAAGUUUUUGUCAACGCCCUCCUCUGUCGUCGUUAUUAGGCUGUCGCCUAAACCAAACAGAUGUUAUGUACAUACAGUACGUGACCUUCCUCAUGAAAUCUGAUAACGGAAGCUGAGGAGAGAAUUUCUGGACGCCUUUAACAUUGAGCAUUUUGUUCGCCCAUCCACUUCCUUCAAUAAAAUGUCCUUUUGUGCAGAGCUUGCGUUUACGUAAUUAUAUCAAGUAAAAUAUCAGUAAAUUUUAGCGAAAAUGGACGUUGGAAUAUAUUCGUGCAAUUUCCUAUGCUAAUACAUGUCCUAGAUUCCGGUUACGCAUCUGAGCGACUUUUUUUAUUGAAAGGAUAGUAAUUUAUCCGCGAGAGUUUUAAUACGCAGAUUUAGCCGGACUAUAAAUUUUGUUUUAUGUCCAAUGUAAAUCAUGGUGAUCAACCUGCCAAAACAAAGAUUAUUUUAAGAAAACCAGAGGUUUUAUCAAUUUCUAUAUGUCAAAUUAGCAGAUCUGUGCAAUUUUGUGCCCUAAAGUACAGUAAUAACGCAGAUAGAAAUUCCUUUGUUUAAGUGGGCUGAAAUUUUUUGCCGUUUGGAAAAUUCUACCCGAUGUAACAUAGAUGACCACUACGGAAUGGUCAUUUCCAGCUUCAAACAUAUGAAACACAAAUUGUCGUGUAGUUAAGCUUCUGUGCAUAUCGUAUUUACAAACAGAACGAGCAAAACAUUUAUAGUUUCAGCAAAAUAUCAGUAUUUAUAUGGGCAUUCUGCCGUGCAUUUAUAAUCGAAGAACGGAGUCUAAAAGCGAGCAAAAACAGUGGAAAUGGCCUCAGUAUAUAGAGAAAGGCAUGUUCUUACGUUCACGGUAGAAAAAUAUCGGUAUUUCUUAGGAACGCGAAAGAAACGGCCAAAAGUGUCAAAUUUUUACUUGGUAUCAACGUGCAAAAAUGCAAAGCACACAGAGAUCCGUCAACGGAGUGUAGUAAUAAAGCACUUUAUAAAGAGGUAACUUAUUGAGGAGAGUUGUUUUGUUGAUCAAAGGCAUAUUCGUUGCUGACUUUCGUUGUGGACAGACAUUUUUCUCGAAAAUGAACGUUUGAAUGAGUCUUCACAUUUGACCCAAACGAUCAUCUUCGUGAAAAGGAGCGCCCAAACACUCACUAUUUCGGUAAAUGCCUUCAAAAAUAAUCUUAUUUUACAGUUUCCAACAGACAGGUAUUUCAGAAUCUGUCUUUAUGGCAUGUCACCUUAUGAAACCUUUUGUUCCUACGACGUCUCCAUCGGCGAAAUCAAGCAAAAUCCCAUUUCUCUUGUUAAAUCUCAUCUCGUUUAACUGAAAAUACACAAGGAUAACACAAAACGCUGGAAAACUGUUUUGGAAUCUACACUCAGAAUGUAGGUAGUUAACAAUCCGUCAUACAUGAGUUCAAACCAAGAAUUAAACGAUAUUUAGAUGUAAACUACACUAAAACACUGUCAUUAGACGUUAUUUUAUGUCUACUUUCAUAUUUUCUACGUUUUUGUUAUGGGUAUACAUUCUAUACAUCUAAAACCGAAGUUUACUAAAUUAGAGCCAUUUCUGACGUUUUCGGUACAUUGCGCUUUUCUAAAAACGGCAUUUCUAAACAACGCAACACUGUCUUUAAUAUUUCUUUUAUGUUUUUAAUUCUUUUAAGCUUGUACUUAAUUGACAUAGACACUGGACUCAUGAAAUGGUGUCGGUUUGCGAGUGAUUGGCAAUCGUUCGUAAAUUUCGACACAUUUCAUGAGUUAGGUCACUAACUGUACCUGGGGCCGAGUUGAAGUUGUUCGCUGCUUAACGGAUUGAACUGCAAAAGGAAUAUGAUUAUCUCCUGGAAUGUCGCCUUUCGAAUGUCUUUUGCCACGUCUUUCACUUCCUGCCAAACUCAUUUUGUAAAUCUGGUCCGGAAACACCAAAACCAUCUGGAAUUUUAGCCUAUAACCCUUGUAUAUGCACGCUGUAAACGCUAGUCUUGUGAGAGACUACAAAUCAGGGCCACUGACAAAUCCGUCUAAACUCAAAUCGACCGGGGAUAUUUUGACUGCGUUUGCAGAAUGACGAACGACGUGUUUUUUCCUGCUCUCCUCCAAGACUCCCAAAGCAGACUGGGAUGGCCAGUCCUCAGCCCUUCUUUCCAGCACUGCGAACAGUGCCGAACUUUGCAACGUUCUGUGCCGCAUUUCGGUCUGUCGAUGGUGUGUAUCUCCCUCAGGGUCGACUCAUCGAUUUGUGGUGCUUUUUGCCUUCGUCAGUACGAUGGACAUUUAACGACCUGCGAUCUUUUCGAAUGCGGUUGUCAGUAUGGCAGGUCGCAACAUCGACAAAAGAUGGUUCACCUGCAUCCGCCAAAUUUAUUGUCAUUCUUCCAUUGCCUUGUCCGUACUAAUUUUUUAUGGUCAAUGCCCGCUGAGCAGACACGGUGCUUUCCCCGGUUGCAUCGACUUGUUGGUCUGUCUGCCCAGGUUCGUAGCAAGCUUGCAGUGUCACAGACUGAAAUUACCACCAACUGAUCCGGUGGUGACCAUAUACACCCACACAGACACUUUUACGCACUUCCGCAGGCAAUUUCACCCUGUAAUUCAUUUCUAACGUUCUUAACCCUCAAAGUUGCGGAAUGUUAUUUUCGAGUGACGUUCAUUGGCAUCUAAAAAUGCCUUCUCUUAAGCAUUUGAUUUGGCAAAGUCAGCUUUUAACUCCUUCAAGAGGCAAAAGGUUUCAAAAAAUACUGGUGAGUAUCAGGAAUUUCGGACAUGCUGUGAAACACCCGGCAUAACCUUUAUUGCGCGGCAAUUUUAGGAAAGAUUUUAGAAUCUCAGAACUAGCAUGCGCACCGUCUUCGUCGAUCCCACAAAGGUCUGCGAUACCGUGAACCAAGACGGAUUACAGAAAAUAUAUUUAAAACUUGGAUGUUCGGAGUGACUCAUGCAAUAAAGCAACUAACCACAGGAUGGAAUGGUGGCAGGUGUCGUGGACAGCAGGUCAAACUAGAAAACCUUCGCGGUGACAAAUGGAAAAAAAAGGAGUUUCAUAUCCGUUUCCACACUCUUCAACCUAUUGCUCUUUGUUGAAAAGAGGGUACUCAGGGCCACGAUUCACUGCUCUAUUCAUGGUUGACCGCGCACCGAACAGCACAACUAAGGCGGACACGCAGCGAAUGCAUCAACCGAAGAAAACAUCGAAUGCACUGUAAUUGCGAACGACUGUUUUUCAGCCAUAGGCUAUUUCGCACCACUUUAAUAAACAUCGAAAUCAACGAGGAGAUCUUCCAUCUGGUCCCUAAAGUCAGCUAGGCUUCCAUGAGGCUGCAAUACCCGGUACGUAAUCUCUGUGACACCAUUAACAACAAGAAAAUGAAGAUAUAUAUAGCUGUCUUCCCGAACACGUCGUUUUACGGAAUGUACACAUGGGCAUUUUUCCAACGCCACACAAUAUAGCCAAGUAAUUCUCAUUUAAACCUUCUUCAAAGGAAACUGGAGAGGUAGGAAGGGAUCCUGGAAUCUGUCGAUAUGCUUGGUACUUAUGUCAUGCUGAAACACACUCAAAUUCUGCGGAGCGGCCACAUCGUGAGGACGGUUCUUGAAAGUCUGCCUAAGCGGCUCAUAUAUGGUAACGUUUCUGAAGGCACUACUGGGCAAAGCAAGCAAAGGCAAUCAUAAGAAGAGGCUUUAAAGAAUUCGCACAACUUUCUUGAAAUUAACCACAGGUCCUCAGGCACUUACGCGGAACCGGCAGGACGAUUACCUUCCUUAAAAGAGUAGUGGUCACGUACGCUUGUCCAUUCAACCUCAUUAUCUAGCACACGUGCUGCGCGGAGAAACUCCUACAAGGUCCCGUCUGCUCAUCAAAACAAGCGAUACAGUUAAAGAAAUGUGACCAGACAGUAAAAGGCAAGUUAGUCUGGCACCCCGGCACAGUUCUGCCGUCUGUCAUGAAAACUCACUGCUAGAUCCGCCCCGCCUGCUCAAGUACACCUAGAUUGUCGCCGCGCACUGAGAUGUUUGCUUGUCAAAAAGUAUUUACUGCUGACCUGAUGGGAUAUCUGCGAACCCAUCGCAGCAUGACUGGGGAGCUAUCGCCUGGGGUCUCCAUGAGUACCGGCCAGGUCCUCCUUAUUUGCCGGCACUGGCCGGCGCUCUUCGCCACUGUACUGACCUCUUCAAUCACACGCUCAUAGGCGACGAUAUUUUGGAUUCGGCGAAGUUUGUCGUCAAUGAGGGGCGACGCAUCGUGUGGCGCGCUCUGAACGAAGCCUUCGGACCCUGUCAGUCACUGCGUCCAGUCUAG